Molecule: messenger RNA, 1147 nt
Organism: Gryllus bimaculatus (two-spotted cricket)
Lineage: Eukaryota; Metazoa; Arthropoda; Insecta; Orthoptera; Gryllidae
Source: the annotation of a GenBank genome assembly
AUGGCCAAGAGCAGAGGAAGUGGGGUGAACAUGGAGAAAUUACCGAUGUUAAGAGUUUCCCAUUGUCAAACAGCGUUGUUCGGGAAGCGUGGCGGAGGGAGCGGGGGUGGGGGCCUGACCGCCGGCACGAGCUCUCGUGAAGAGCGCUCGGAGGCAGCUGAAACGAGACAAAGGUGGUCACUUAUGUACAAGGAGGUGGGGAAAAAGGCCACGAUGCUGCUGGGUGUAGUGUGCGACAUUGUGCUCGUUAUGGAUGAACGCAUACCUGGUAUCGAUGCAUAUGCAGAAUGCCGCCGUGGAUUGUAUUUACUUGUAAUUGUUCUUCUUUCAAACUGGCUCGGCACUGGAUAUAAAAUAGUAAAAUAUUUAAAACCUCCCUGACAUACGACUACAGGAGAUGCUACAGUUAUGUGACUUCCAGGAAGAUGAUUUUAUAUUUUAUGGGUUUUGUGAAAAGGACAGUGUUUCAGGAAUGCUAUCAUUCCAUGCACCAAUGCUGCUCAAAAUUAGCUAGACAAUACUUUCAAGUACACAUCCACUAAAUUUUAUAUCAAGAUCAAAAGUGUUAAAGCAGAAGAUGUCUUCAGUGCUUGUGACAAAGCACAGUUCACAUGGUUAAAUGUUAACUACUUGCUAAAAAAUAUUUAUGUAAAUAAAUUUUAUCAAUGUAUGAGAAUAAUAAUAAAAAAAAAAUGCUUCCUUAAUGUUAUUCAAAUAUGUAACUGCAUAUUAAUGUGUUAACUCGCAUUGAAGCUUCAUAUUCAUAAGCAAACGUUAAUAAAUGAAACUGCUAUAAAAAGUGAUUGCAAUAUCAUGCCUUUCAUAAAUAUUUUAACAUGCAGAUUUUUAUGAUGUAAAUAAUGUCUGCGCUUUAUGUAUGUACUACACACAAUAGCAUUAUUAACAAUACAUACAUACAUACAUAUUUGAAUUUUUAUAUGUGGACAUGUCAACCCAAGCACAUGCUAAGAUAAUUUGUGUAACCAUAGAAGAAAGAGUGUUUCUUUCCUCUAUGGUGUUACAUAUUUAUAAGGGAGUUAUGCAAACAUUUAUUAAUUAUGUAAACACAAAUACAAUAUAUGAUUUUUCAAUAAUUGUAAUUUUCCUUUCAAUUAAUUGGACUAUUUGUAAAUAAUAUGAAUAUGUG